ACAUUUCAUUCAACAAGUCCAAGCUUUUUUUUUUCCAUAAACACCCAAAGUAAAACGAGUGGAGACUUUGAGACAACAUCUUUUAGGUCCCCCCCCAAAAAAGGGUUUGUAAGAGAAAUGGCUACUUUCCCAGUGAUCAACUUAGAGAAGCUUAAUGGUGAUGAGAGAUCAAGAAUCAUGGAGCAAAUCAAGGAUGCCUGUGAAAACUGGGGAUUUUUUGAGGUGAUGAACCAUGGGAUUCCACAUGAUUUUAUGGACUCUGUUGAGAGGUUAACGAAAGAACAUUACAAGAAAUGUAUGGAACAAAGGUUUAAAGAACUGGUAGCAAGCAAGGCUCUUGAAGGACUUGAGGCUGAAGUUACGGAUAUGGAUUGGGAAAGUACAUUUCACUUGUGCCAUCUCCCUGAAUCAAACAUGGCUGAAAUCCCAGAUCUCAGCGAUGAAUAUAGGAAAGUGAUGAAGGAAUUUGCAGUGAAAUUGGAGAAACUAGCAGAGGAGUUGUUGGAUUUGUUUUGUGAGAAUAUUGGAUUAGAGAAAGGGUAUUUGAAAAAGGCGUUUUAUGGGGCAAAAGGUCCAACCUUUGGCACCAAAGUUAGCAACUAUCCACCAUGUCCGACCCCAGACAAAAUCAAGGGACUCAGAGCCCAUACUGAUGCAGGUGGCAUCAUCUUGCUGUUCCAAGACCCCGUCGUCGGCGGCCUUCAGCUUCUUAAAGACGGCGAGUGGGUCGAUGUUCCACCGCUCCGCCACUCCAUCGUCAUCAACCUCGGUGAUCAGCUCGAGGUGAUCACCAAUGGCAAGUACAAGAGUGUGGAGCACCGAGUCAUAGCCCAAACCGAUGGAACUCGGAUGUCUUUAGCUUCAUUCUACAACCCCGGCAGCGACGCUGUCAUCUAUCCGGCGCCGGCGUUGGUGGAGAAAGAAGCUGAGGAAAAGAACAAACAGGUUUACCCCAAAUUUGUGUUUGAAGAGUACAUGAAACUGUAUGCAGGACUGAAAUUCCAGGCCAAGGAACCAAGGUUUGAAGCCAUGAAAGCGAUGGAAGCUACUGCUCCCAUUGCAACAGCUUAAAAUAAAAAUAUUAUAACUUAGCUUUUGACUUUGUGGAAAGGAAGAAAAAGGUGUUUCAGUGUUCAUCCUAUAUCGUAGAUGGGUGUUGUUUGCACUGUUGAAUUUAUUAUUGUAAACGACAAUUCUAUUAUAUAAUAAUAAUAAAAAGGAUUUUUGUCUCAA
Gossypium raimondii (Peruvian cotton) is the source of this 1233-nucleotide messenger RNA. RefSeq names its product 1-aminocyclopropane-1-carboxylate oxidase 3. Lineage: Eukaryota; Viridiplantae; Streptophyta; Magnoliopsida; Malvales; Malvaceae. The transcript is spliced from 4 exons. The coding region runs from base 118 to 1071 and encodes 317 amino acids. The record is from RefSeq and is a predicted model, not a curated record.